AUGCAUUCGAAGAAGAAUAGUGCUUCCAAAGUAUAUAUUGUAUUUUCUGGUAAAAGGCCAGGAAUAUACUACUCAUGGAGUGAAUGUUCUCCUAUAGUUAUUGGGGUUAAGCGUAGCAUCUUCCAGUCUUUCAAGUCUCACGAUGUGGCCAUAUUGGCGUUCGAUGAAUUUGAAAAAUCUGCUGAAGGUAAACAAAAACUCAAAUAUAUGGUGUUUGUUGUUUUUUGUGGUAAGAAGCCGGGAAUAUACAAAAGUUGGUCUGAGUGUGUUAAAAUGCUUGUUGGAGUCGAGGGUAGCUACUUUCAUGCUUUCCAAUAUUAUGAUGAAGCCUUAAAAGCUUUCAACCAAUUUAAAAAAAUAAGUUUUUCACAGGAAGUGUCAUCUUCAAGCUCGGCCGUUGAAAAAAGUGAAGAAGUGGUAACAAAUGAAAGUGCAGCAAGUGCUAUUUCAUAUACUAUGUUAGUGAGCAUAUUUAUUGGGUUGAAGCUGUCUGAAAAUGUUGGAAAAAGCGACCCCGCAGAAACGAGGAAGGGAACCGUAGAAGCGAAGGAGUCAGUGGCCGCAGGUGUGAAUGAAUCCCGCACCUGCGUGAUCGUAGAUGCGGUUGGUACGGCGCAGAAGCAGUCUGAGGCAGCUGGAGGAGGACCACAGAAGCAGUAUUGGAACCGCACCCGCGAAACCGCAGAAGCGCUAUGGAGCUUUGUUCAUCGAUUCGAGUCGUCGGGAGAACGUGGAAUGCCGAUUAUGGAUCUUCGGAGCGAGGUUUAUGUGGGGCUCAGUGGCAUAGUGGCAUGGUUAGUACGAAGACUUUGGUGA
Nicotiana tabacum (common tobacco) is the source of this 816-nucleotide messenger RNA. Lineage: Eukaryota; Viridiplantae; Streptophyta; Magnoliopsida; Solanales; Solanaceae. The record is from RefSeq and is a predicted model, not a curated record.